This is a messenger RNA of Oryctolagus cuniculus (rabbit), 710 nucleotides long. Its product is annotated as female-specific lacrimal gland protein-like. The record is from RefSeq and is a predicted model, not a curated record. Gene Ontology annotation, molecular function: odorant binding; small molecule binding. NCBI's taxonomy places the organism in Eukaryota, Metazoa, Chordata, Mammalia, Lagomorpha, Leporidae.
GACGAAGACGAGGAUGAGGACGAUGAUGAAGGCUCUCCUCCUCGCCCUCGUGGUGGGCGUGGCCUGUGCCGACGUUGACCCCACCCAGGUCUCUGGGCCCUGGCGCACCGUCGCCAUUGCCUCUGACAACCCCGCCCUGACCGCGGACGGCGGCCCCCUGCGGGUGCUGCUUCGAAACAUUCAGUGUGACGAGGGCUGCAACGCACUGACGAUCACCUUCUUCGUCAGGGAAAACGGGGUCUGCACCCUGCACACAGUUGUGGCCCAGAGGAACGCGGAUGAUGUCUACGCAACUGACUUUGAGGGCCAGAACUACUUCAAGUUCCUGGAGCAGGACAACGGCCACAUUGUCUUCCUCGGCCAGAACGUAGGUGCUGAUGGCACCGUCAGCCGCAUCACCCUUGCCGCCGCCCGGGACCAGGAGCUGAGUGACGAGCACCUGGCGCGGUUCACGGCGCUGACGGAGAAGACUGGGAUCCCCAGGGAGAAUGUGGAUCGUGUGGCCGGCACGGAUACCUGUCCCCAGUGACACCAAUGCCGAGGCCCCGAACAGCCGAGAUACUCUCACCGACGUCUCCCUGCCCCUCGGACGCAAUCGCCACUGGAAGCUUCCAGAAUGUUCUGGAAUGUUCUAGAAUGUCCUGGAAGCCUCUGUCCCCAGCUCACCCUCUCUCUGCUCCUCUCUCUCACUUACGCCAUAAACUGCAUUG